Messenger RNA from Andrographis paniculata, 404 nucleotides. RefSeq names its product cytochrome c oxidase subunit 6a, mitochondrial-like. The coding region runs from base 1 to 306 and encodes 101 amino acids. Gene Ontology annotation, molecular function: enzyme regulator activity. The record is from RefSeq and is a predicted model, not a curated record. The transcript is spliced from 4 exons. NCBI's taxonomy places the organism in Eukaryota, Viridiplantae, Streptophyta, Magnoliopsida, Lamiales, Acanthaceae. Gene Ontology annotation, cellular component: mitochondrial inner membrane. Gene Ontology annotation, biological process: mitochondrial electron transport, cytochrome c to oxygen.
AUGGCCACGGCUAUUGUGAGAACCGGCCUUCGAUCAGCUCUUCGCGGCGGCGCAUCCUCUCCACGCGCUUCCACAUUUUUGAAACGAUCCUUCGCUUCUUCUGCUCAUCAGGAUGAAGCUGCCGAAGCUUCAAAAUGGCAGAAGAUAACUUUCGCUGGAAUGGCGACGUGCGCCGUUUUCUCUUUCGUUGUCCUGUCCAAAGGCCAUCCGCAUCACGAAACACCUCCGUCAUACCACUAUUUGCACAUUCGCAACAAGGAAUUCCCAUGGGGUCCAGAUGGUCUUUUUGAGAGUAAGAAUCAUUGAUAUGAUUCUCAAUGUUUCAAUCAUAAGUGAAUAAUCGGUUGCGCCACAACCAGCCUGCCUUCCAAGGGAGUCCAGACAGGUCUAAUGAAAGUUUUCAU